Molecule: messenger RNA, 2310 nt
Organism: Anoplophora glabripennis (Asian longhorned beetle)
Lineage: Eukaryota; Metazoa; Arthropoda; Insecta; Coleoptera; Cerambycidae
Product: G-protein coupled receptor Mth-like
Exons: 9
Coding region: 33-1778 (581 amino acids)
Source: RefSeq, a predicted model, not a curated record
UUGUGAGUGAUCGAAGAAAGAGUUAUACAAACAUGUUUCAACGUUCUGUAAACUUUUACAUCGUUAUAUUAUGUUUGUAUAUCACGAAUAUAGACGGACAGGAAAAUAAUACAAAUAUAUCGCUUUCAGAGAUUUCAAGAAACAAGGAUGCAAGACACAACGUUUAUGAAACAGAUGGAUUUACUGAUAGCGUCAAAUCUGGACCUCUUCUGGUCAUUGAUAAAAAAAACAUAUUUAUUCCAAAUUUAAAUUACGACCCCGAAGACCAAGAUACGUAUUUUUGGGCAGGAGCAGGAGAACCAUCACCAAGUGGUGUAUUAGUUCCAGAUGAAAAUAACUCAAACAGUCCUUUGAAGAGCUAUCAAGGGCGAAAUAUUUACUUGCAGUUGCCGGAAAAUUUAAGUGCAGAUAAAAUAGACUACAUUUCCGUGUGGUCUAUCGAGAGGAAAAUAAGUUUAGGGCAUGUUAUGCUCUAUAAAAACCCUACGGUUAGGAGAAAAAUACCAGAUGCCUUAGGAUAUCAUAACAGAACUGAAGAUGGAAAAACAAUAUACCGAGCACCCUUCUGCUGUGAGGUGAAUGAAAUUUACAAUGAAGGUGGAACUUGUACUAAGGUGCCAGCAGAUCUGCCAUUUAACUUAUCGGUAUUCGAGAGCAAUGAAACAUUUGUAGAUUACGAAUCAGUCUUGGAAAAUGUCGAAAUCGUUCCUUACAAAUAUACGCUGGAAUGUACAGAACCUGGUUAUAUUCCACUUUCACUGAAUGAUACAUAUGGACUUGUGUAUAACAGUACUCUAUAUCUUUUAAAUGAACCAGGAACUUUUUCUCAUGGAUCAUUUUGUAUUGCAUAUGAUGGAGAACAACAAGUUGUUCACGUCUGCGUGUGGUAUGGUUUGAAGCCGAUGUGGUAUAAGCCCUUUUUAAUUAUUUCAACAAUUUGUUUCAUUAUAACUACUUUGGUGUAUAUUUUUGUUAUAAAAGAAAAAAAUGUGCACAGGAGAUGCUUUAUGGGAUAUUCAGUUUCCAUGAUAAUUGCAUUCUUUACUCUUGCAUGUCUCCAGGAGAAGAGUCCCGCUUGUGAUAGCUUAGGUGCAUUUUUUAUGUUGUCUCUGCUGAGUUCAUACGUAUGGUUUGCCUGUUUAUGUGUAGACCUAAUAUUUCUGGUUAAAACACCCAAGAGUGUACCAGAAGAUACCUCAAGAUUUUAUGUGUAUCUAUCCAUUUCUUUGGCCAUCCCUCUUUUAAUCUUAGGGGCUUCUAUUAUACCAGAUGGAACCCUUGAUGUACCACAGUCAUUUGUUAAGGAUUACUCUGGACCUAACUAUUGUCGUUUUAAAGGAGCUAACAACGAAACGUUUCUAAUCCCCAUUAGUUUACUAAUGUUACUAUCAGCAAUUGCUCUAGGUUACACUUGUUAUACUAUAAAUAAAAACGAUGACCCUGCAGAUUUUUCCUGGAUACAGAACAAGAGCCAAUUUAAAUUUCAGUUGAGGUCAUACUUCCUAGUUUGGGUAACAACAUUCAUAUGGUUAAUAGAAAUAGCAGCAAAUAUGCUAGUAGAGACUACUACUGCUCUCCUUGCAAUUCACUUAAUUGAAGCCUUGCAGGGAGUUUACGUAAUAACAAUUUUUGUGUUAAACAAAUACAUAAGAAAGGAAAUUUAUAACGUGAUAUGUAUGAAGAAACUUAAAAUAGAACAGCAACAGAAAUUUCAAGAUCUAUUAGAAACUCUUGAUAAACCAAAUGUAGCAGAUGAGGAAAAUGAUACAAGGUUCUAAGAUAUGUUCUCAAUUUAUUUUAUAUUUUAUUUCCCAUUUAACAUAUACAACACGUUAUUGUAUUCCACUAAAUUUAGUUUAGCUUUUUACAUUUUCAUGUAUUUAUUUCACAUUUCAUAUCAAUGUUCAAAAAAUGGCGUACACUUGAAAUAAAAAGAAAAUCGUUAAUCAUUUUGUAAUGUUUUAUCUUUUAUAACUGCUUUACCUGUACUUCACAAUUUUUUUAUGAUGUUUUCUUCCAUUUUCACUUUCAGAUAGUGCAACAAAUUUAGCUUUAUCGAUCGAUUUAUACAAACCAAUGCUUUUUUUAAACCAACGAAAUGAAUUUAAUUAAAUUCUGAAAAUGGUGUUAAAUUUUCAGUGGUUAUCACUCAAAUAUAGAAUAUACAGAGUGCCUCGAAAAGGGAGCAGUGUCUCCUAAAGGUAUUACAGCCUUUUAAAGUUAUUGUUUCAACAUAUCUGCCAAACUGUUUGGAAUAAAAAAGCAAUUAAAUUUAACACUAUUAUUAUGUUUAUCAUCUCAUGGUGACAA